CGUAGUGUUGACGGACUGACCGAGAAAGCGAGAAAGCGAGCCGAGCAGCAAGAAAACAAGCAAGCAGCACGAGACAGCGUCUGAGCGAAGUUGUUUUAGUCGCUUUAUCGGAUAAGAAAACUAUGUCCCGUGCAGCGGAUAGACUGAAGAUGGUUUUUAAUCAUCUGGAUCGAUCGACAGUUCAUGUCACAUCGACCCCUGUGUCUACGCACCUAGCGUCAAACUGCUACAAUCAUACGCUAAGGUACACGCUGGACAGUGAUGCCCUGUCUCUGGAGCAGAGACUCUCUUAUGAGGAGAACGGCUUCAUCCUCGUCAGGAACCUGGUGUCCGAGGAGGACAUCGACCGAUUCAGGGCAGAGUUCGAGCGGGUCUGUAAGAGGGAGGUUCAGGUCCCGGGUUUGGUUGUGAUGCGAGAUGUGGCCAUCACAAAGGCGGAGUUUGUUUCGGGCCAGAAGGCUGUGACUAAGCUGCAGGACUUUCAGGAGGAUCCUGAGCUGUUCCGCUACUGCUGCCUGCCCCAGAUCCUGAAGUAUGUGGAAGCCUUCACUGGACCGAACAUCAUGGCUAUGCACACCAUGCUAAUCAACAAACCACCUGACACAGGUAAGAAGACCUCUCGCCACCCGAUGCACCAGGACCUGCAUUACUUCCCGUUCCGGCCGGUGGACCGGAUUGUGUGCGCCUGGACCGCCAUGGAGCGGGUGAACCGGAGGAACGGCUGUCUGGUGGUCCUGCCCGGGACCCACACUGGAUCUCUGCUGGAGCAUGAUUACCCAGAGUGGGAGGGUGGGGUCAACAAGAUGUACCAUGGUAUCCGUGGCUACAGCCCAGACCUUCCCAGAGUGCACCUGGAGAUGGAGAAAGGAGACACUGUGUUUUUCCACCCCCUGCUGAUCCACGGUUCUGGAAUGAACCAGACGCAGGGAUUCCGCAAGGCCAUUUCCUGUCACUACGCUGGUGCAGACUGUCACUACAUCAACGUGUGGGGAACCACACAGGAGAACAUUGAGAAGGAAAUUAAAGAACUGGCUGUGCAGAAGUACAGUGUGGAUAACACGAUCACACUUCAGGACGUGUGGGCUUUUAAGGGUCGUCUGGUGCAAGGAGAGAGGACUUUGCUGUGAACACACACACUCUCACUCACACACUCUCACUCACACACACUCGCACAUGCACACUCGCACAUGUACACACACACACACACACACACACUUCAACCUGAAUCUCACCCAAACAGGUGUUCACGGUGUGUCACUUACUGCCUAUAUUUAAUGGUGUGUUCAAUAGCUAAACUUUUGAUUGUUGAAAGUUAAAGGGGACCUGUACCCAAAACGAGCAUAUGCCUAGAUCUGUUCAAUAUAUCAUAAAAUAACUUUUCCCAUUCUCGUGAGCUAAAUAAGUCAGGCAUAACGACAUACUUUAUUUAUUUUAUCGGACUACGUCGGUCCCGUAACACUUCAGUGAGCGACAUAUUGCCCAGUACUUCACAAAGGUGUGAACCAGGAGCCAGUGCAUGUCUUGUGCGAUCCUCUCCAGCCAGCAAUCAUCUGAAUCGUCACUUUCUCCACCCGAGCAUACUAAAUAGGGAUAAUCCCUCUUCAGUGGUUCAUACAAAUAACCAGUUGAAAUUUCGGAAUAAUUUUUGCCGCUCAUAAUGAUGCCUAGAUUCUGCGUAUAUACUCCACUGUCCUGACAUUGGAUUGAAUGGUUUCCGGUUUCAGCUUCAACGACCGUUUGAGCUUCAACGACCGUUUGAGCUUCAACGACCGUUUGAGCUUCAACGACUGUUUGAGCUUCAAUGACUGUUUGAGCCGUUACGGGACCAAAGUAGUCCUAUAAAACAAUUGAAAUAUGUUAUUAUGUGUGACUUAUUUAGCUUACAGGAAUGAGAAAAGUUAUUUUAAUGCAUGAAUGGCUUUGCUGUCUUAGGCCGGGACUGUGAUUCACACUUUGGUGCCUUAAACUGCUGAUUAUCUGAUUAGGAUGUUGUUUCCUAGAUAAGCCUUUGUUGCACUCACAAAAUAUGCUGCAGGUGCACACAGCCAAUAAUAAACUGUAAAAGACCGUC
Messenger RNA from Conger conger (European conger), 2071 nucleotides. It is a transcript of the gene phyh, whose product is annotated as phytanoyl-CoA 2-hydroxylase. Gene Ontology annotation, biological process: fatty acid alpha-oxidation. The transcript is spliced from 9 exons. The coding region runs from base 123 to 1127 and encodes 334 amino acids. The record is from RefSeq and is a predicted model, not a curated record. NCBI's taxonomy places the organism in Eukaryota, Metazoa, Chordata, Actinopteri, Anguilliformes, Congridae. Gene Ontology annotation, molecular function: phytanoyl-CoA dioxygenase activity.